Acipenser ruthenus (sterlet) is the source of this 2942-nucleotide messenger RNA. RefSeq names its product tyrosine-protein phosphatase non-receptor type 7-like. The record is from RefSeq and is a predicted model, not a curated record. The coding region runs from base 300 to 1391 and encodes 363 amino acids. Gene Ontology annotation, molecular function: protein tyrosine phosphatase activity. Gene Ontology annotation, biological process: protein dephosphorylation. NCBI's taxonomy places the organism in Eukaryota, Metazoa, Chordata, Actinopteri, Acipenseriformes, Acipenseridae. The transcript is spliced from 10 exons.
AAACCAGAAGAGCCUCUCAUCAGAUCCACAGCUUCCUGAACAUUAGCAGUAUACUGCUCUUUUUUUAUUAUUUAUUACAAACAUAUUCAGUUACAAAACACAUCACUGGCUUCCGAGUCAGGCUGGAAAGACCCCACACUCAAGGAGCACAAAGCAAGCAUGGAGAGGAGCCCCCCUUAAACCAAGCCUUAGACGGUGUUGUGCUGAGUUGUCACGCUGUAGUAGGCUUGCCGGUGGAGGUGUCCGGUGAGGUUGGCCGUCUCUGAGGUGGCCUCUGUGGGUGUGGACACAAGCACAGCAUGGUCCAGCACUGCCCUGCCUGCCUCCCACUCCGCCCCACUGACUCUCCGCUCAGCUCCGUCGCCAUGGAGCACACAACACCACAGCCACCGGCCACCAGGAAACAGGGCCGGCUCCAGGAACGGAGGGGCUCCAACGUGUCCCUGAUGCUGGAUGUGAGCUCCCUGGGAAAUGUGGAGCCAAUCUGCUCCAUCUCCACACCACGCGAGAUCACCCUGCACUUCCUGCGCAACAGCAGCCACCUGCUGUCAGGGGAGAGGCUGCAGGACGCUGCCCGGGACACGCAGGCACUGGCUGCAGAGUUCUCGAAAAUCCCACCCAAUUUUGUGGACCAGGCAGAACUGGAUAUCCCUGGGCGUGCCUUAAAGGACCGAUACAAAACCAUCUUACCCAACCCCCAGACCCGAGUGGGUCUCCAGAAGAAGGGGCAUGACGGUGAUUCCUACAUCAACGCUAACUAUAUCCGGGAGUACAAAGGUACUGAGAAGAGGUUCAUUGCCACCCAGGGACCCAUGGUCAACACAGUCUCUGAUUUCUGGGAGAUGGUGUGGCAGGAGGAUUCCCCCAUUAUCAUCAUGAUAACCAAACUGCAGGAGAAGAAAGAGAAGUGCGUCCUCUACUGGCCAGAAGAGGAAGGGCAGUAUGGCAGGUUCAGAGUUUCUGUGAACAGAGUCACUGACUGUGAAGGGUACACUAUCCGAGAGCUCACUGUCAAGCUUGAAGAGAAAAUCCGCCAUGUGAAACAUUACUGGUACUCGUCCUGGCCGGACCACCAGACCCCCGCCUGCGCCACACCCCUGCUGCAGCUGAUCCAGGAGGUGGAGGAGAGCCGGAGGGGGCUGCAGAGUCAAGGACCGGUCAUCGUGCACUGCAGCGCUGGGAUCGGGCGGACAGGUUGCUUCAUCGCCACCAGUAUGGGCUGCCAGCAGCUGGAGAGCAGCAGUGAGGUGGACGUGCUGGGGAUCGUGUGCCAGCUCCGCAUCGACAGAGGUGGUAUGAUCCAGACCUGUGAGCAGUACCAGUUCCUCUAUCAGGCCCUGGCCCAGUAUAGCAGACAACUUCCACAGACCCCCCCGGACCCUGAGCAGUGAGGACCAGCCCCCGGAAUCAACAGCACAUGAAUGUUUUACACAAUUUAUAGAAUCUCUAUUUUUCCAUUGAAGAAGAUUUUAUCUCAUGUCUUUUAAUACAGUAAAUACGUGUGCCUGCCCCCUGGCCUUACAAACCUGUUCUUCAGCAUACUAUAAUUUAGGUUUGAUGUAUAUAAUGUGAGAUUCCAUAGGAGAUUUGCACAUUAUUUUCUACAGGAAUCUUAAAGAAUUCACAGCCUUUUAGCCAACGUGACGAGAAAGCACUGGAUAGUCUCACAGUGAUGCUGCCAGAGAGCUCCACAAAAAGCACCUGUGACGAAAAAACUUCAUAGAGAUCGGCAGAAAGAAAAGGGUUAAAUUGCUAUGGCAGCUAUUAAACACUCAAUUGUUCUGAAUUUAGAAACAUUAAAUUCAAUGACAAACGUUCAGAGAAGUCUUUCUCAGUGUCGUCAAUAGAAACGCCUCUUCAAAAGAAAAUGUCUUCUCAUUGAAAUGUUUUGUCAUUGAAGUUAUUACGUUUAUUUUUGUAUUUUUUUAAGCUUACUAAAGCUGCAGACAGAAAAAAGUCCUUUAUUAUUAUUUUAUUAUAAAAGUACAAUUGUUUAUGCCUUUUGUUCCUGUCAAAUAUAUUAAGACAAGCUUGAUGGGUGGUACACUGCCACCUUGCAACAAUAAGCGGUAUUACAUCACUGAGAAAUUGAGAAUUUGAAAAUUGUGGUCCUCCCGUUCCACUGCUAUCUUGAGCUCCUGUACUGUGUAUAAAUGUAGUGUGACACACCAGGACAUUCAAGACACAUACGUCAGCUAGGGCUUGAGCUGAGCUCUUCUCUCAGUCCCGAUUAAUACUUCAGCUUUUCUACUGCUUUUUCACUUUCUACUAGAAUUGUUAACAGCAGGCAGUCGCUAAAAUAUGAAACAGAGCUGUUAGCAACCGAUAGCAGAAUCAUCAGUGUGCACAUAGGUGUGUCCUGAUGAGGAACCUGUUGUUUUUAUAAACAUGACUUUCGCUACACUAGAUUUCUCUUUGAUGCUUUUAGGUAUGCUUUCUAGAAUUCAAGCAGAUGUUUUCUGAGGUAUUCUUGCUUUCUGCCUUUUUUUUCUAAGUGUCAUUGCAGAACAAUUAGAUUAAAUCAACUUGGAACUCUUCCUGCAUGUAGUUUGGGUUGAAUAAAGAACCACUGUGGAUUGUUGAAGCAUAGAUAGAACUAUUAGGUGUUCCAGGACCCUUAUUCUAGAACCCCUGGGGGUUAAACCCAUUGACAAUAAAGAACCCAAGCAAGGUUCUUUAUCAAACCCGAAGAACACGAUGGGGUCCAGAGAGAAAGUCCAAAAGAACCAUAGAGCUUUGAUACAGAAAGGAGAGAGAUAAGUGUCGGAGAGCUCACUGUGCACACAUAAGCCCAUAAGAGACACACCUGGCCAGGGUCAGGCUUCAUUUAGAAAGUCUUCACAUGGCUUUGUCCACUGAGGUCCUGGCAGCUGUGCCGAUGAGGGAUUCAUAAAACCAUGUGUGUGAUGUUUUGUAGUUUUAAUAAAAGCCCUUUUAUUUAA